UUGAUGCUGUAUGACUUUUCCUAUUUUUUUUAAAGACAACUUCUUAUUAAUCGGAUUUUAAACUAAUGACGUAUGUCGGACGUUCAUUCCAGAAAAUUAUCCCUUGACAGUUUUGUUAGGUUACAGUGGCCAUGUGUGAUUGGUGUUGACAGAAUUUUUUUAUGCAUCUCUACCCUUGCCAUAUGACAAAUACUUCUAUAUGUGUGAAUAAAGGUCCAUUCUUCAGAGCAUGGCUCAGCCCUUAUGGCCGUACCAGGCCUGGCUGCUCCUCGCCCAGGAGGUAAUAUCCACUCCGGGAUUAAGCACCUUUGACCUGCAGCGCUGUCAACAAUAAGCCGCUCAGUUUUAGAUGCCACUGCGGUCAAAUCCACCAGCAGCAACCGGUUUGUCACAUGACUAUAGUGCUGAGCUGCCUGUCUGUGUGUCUGUGGCUUUUGUUUCCGUGUUCACCGAGGUAGUGUAGAGCUGAAUGACUUUACUGCCGCUGUGCGUCUUCCUUUCACCGCGUCGCCGUGCGGGGAUCUGUCGGGCGGGCGGAGACUCACGCAAUCGCAUCGCCUGGACCCACGCUGUCUCAGGACCAUGCUCACGCGGGUGAAAUCGGCGGUGGCCAAUUUUAUGGGAGGCAUGAUGGCUGGCGGCUCCAACGGAGACCACCCUGGCGGCUCGGAUCUGCCGCUGAAAUUCCCGUACAGCAGACCGGAGUUCCUAGGACUGUCGCCGGAUGAAAUCGAGUGCUCGGCGGAUCAUAUUGCGAGACCGAUCCUCAUAUUGAAGGAGACCAAACGUCUGCCGUGGUCCACCGGCUAUGCAGAGGUGAUCAAUGCAGGAAAGAGUACAUUAAAUGAGGACCAGGCCUGCUGUGAGGUGCUGGUCAUCAAAAGGAGACAUGCAGGAGCCACCACACCCAACCGGACCCCGAUGACUCACAGGAGGUCUUCCCUCCCUAAUGGAGAGGGCCUAGGUCUCCGGGAGAACCUGGACAGCUCAGAAGACCUACCCUUCCACUACUGGGCGUUGUUUGAUGGCCACGCUGGCUCUGGAGCAGCUGUUGUUGCCUCCCGGCUUCUCCACCAUCACAUUGCCCUGCACCUUCAGGAGGUGUUGGAAAUCCUGUGCACUCCAAACCUGUUGCCACCCACAUGCUUGGGUGAGGAACCUAUCAAUCACCACCUCACCCCGACAUCCCAACGUGCCCUUACCAGGGCUGCCUCGCUCCGGGGCGCUGCAGGGGCUCCGGGUUCACCCAACACCCCGCCCACACGCUUUUUUACUGAGAAGAAAGUUUCACAUGAGAGCCUGGUGAUGGGAGCCAUUGAGAAUGCCUUCAAAGAAAUGGACAUACAGAUAGAAAAGGAGAAGGCAGUCUACAACAUCUCAGGUGGCUGCACUGCUUUGGUGGCGGUGUAUUUACUUGGAAAGCUCUAUGUUGGAAAUGCUGGGGACAGCAGAGCUAUCAUUAUCAGGGCCGGCGAAGUCAUCCCCAUGUCAGCAGAGUUCACCCCGGAGUCGGAGAGACAGCGACUGCAGUUCCUGGCCUACAUGCAGCCCCACUUAUUAGGGAAUGAGUUUACACAUCUGGAGUUCCCAAGGAGAGUGCAGAGGAAGGAGGUGGGGAAGAGGAUGCUGUACCGUGACUUCACCAUGUCUGGAUGGGCGUAUAAAACCAUUGAGGAUGAUGACCUAAAGUUUCCCCUGAUCUACGGCGAAGGGAAGAAGGCUCGUGUGUUGGCGACCAUCGGAGUCACAAGAGGUCUUGGGGACCACAAUCUAAAAGUGCAUGACUCCAACAUCUACAUUAAGCCCUUCCUGUCCUGCUGCCCAGAGGUCAAAGUUUACCCACUGGCGCAGUACGAUCAUGGAGCCGAUGAUGUUCUGGUGCUGGGAACUGACGGUCUGUGGGAUGUUCUCUCCAACCAGGAAGUAGCAGAAGCGGUCACCUGUUUCCUGACAAACUGCGACCCCGAUGACCAGCACAGGUACACUAUGGCAGCUCAAGACCUUGUGAUGAGAGCACGAGGGGUGCUGAAGGAUCGAGGCUGGAGGAUAUCCAAUGACAGACUGGGCUCCGGAGACGACAUCUCGGUCUACAUCAUUCCUCUCAUGUACGGCAACAAGCAGAAUUAGCCAAGCAAUGAAACAGCAACCACCACUGAAAUAUAAUAUAGCCUUGACCUCCCAACUUCUUUUCUGCAGUUCCCCUCAUUCCCUGUCCUCUUUUUAACGUGCUUUAACGUGGACUGCCUCGAUUGCUGAGGGACUGAAGAUGGUUCUGCUCAGAUAUGGGUUUUCUGUCUAGGCUGUUUAUCCCUUGAUCAUCUGGGAAUGAUCUUAUUCCUUCUCUUUGUCUGGUUCUUUUUAUAAAAAAAAAAUACUACUCAAAAAACUGAAUUAUGAAAAGCCAAACUCCUGACUUUUCUUCCUGUAGUUUUGGAAUUCUGUAUUUCACCGAGGAAGUCAUCAUGGACCUCAUGGAGGAAUGCGAAGGCUGAGACACUCUUGUGGAUGAGCUGGUAAUACGCAUCUCAGGAUUGCUGUUUCUAACUAUUGCACAAUAUAUUUAUAAAUGUGAAAAUGUAAAUAUUCCAAGGUGUAACACAUUUGACAAAUGUGUUUUGUUGACCACUUGUAUAGUGUAAAAAAAAAAAAACUUGAAGACUGAUGUCCUGUGCAUAUGAAUCAUACCUCCUCUGCAGGCUUUUAAUAUAGCCAGGUCCAGUCGUCCGCAAUUGUUAGUCUGUUGUCAAAAGGAAAAAACAAAAACAAAAAAACCCCAACUUGGAAGCCUUUCCUAGAUCAUACAUCGUCAGCUGAUUCUCCUAAUGGUGCAGUUGAUAUUUCUGUUCAUGUAUAUGCCUUGUGAUGCCAUACAGUUGUCAUUAGGAAAACUGCUUUCUUUUAAAAUGAAGAAGCAUUUAUGAAUAAUAUACUAACAGGAAGAGUCACCUUCAUGACUCUGGUGUCAGCUAAAUGUGAUCCUGCUCACAGUAUGUCAUCAUACUAGCCAAUUAAUUAAACAUUACAUUGUUUUGUUGCUUUCAUUCAUCAUGUUUUUCUGUUUAAGACUCAUUUCCACUUUGUGUUUGCUACUGUACACGGUGCGCCUGCAUCACCAGCUGCUACAGUAUAUGUGGUAUUAUUUAGUUACCUUCUCAUUUUUUGCUUCUGUACCUGCACAAUAUUUUUUGCUUCAGAUAAGCACUUCACGUUACCUUCUCUCAGUGUUACUUGGAUAUACUGCCCCUGUUAAGAUACUCAUCCUUAUGGGUGCAGGUGCCUAAACAGUGAGAAUUGAGGAGGCAGACAAUUAAAUAUACCAGUUACUUUACAAUCAUUAUUGUUCCUAGAUCCAUUGGUUUUCCACGUUUUCGUUUUAGUUCUAUUAGUGCAUAAAUAUAAUAACUGCUGUACAAGUGACUGAAGCUGGUGAAACAUGGAAGAGAGCAACUUAAAUGUAAAUAAAAUGUUCCUUUUCUUUUAGUGUAAGUGAUAUACAUCUAGCUGAAACAAAACCCAUGUACUUUGUACUCUUUUGGAAAUCUAGCAACAGUGUAAAAUGGUUUAAAUUCUCAGUUUUCUGCUCUAUUAAAGACUUGACC
This is a messenger RNA of Monopterus albus (swamp eel), 3599 nucleotides long. It is a transcript of the gene ppm1h, whose product is annotated as protein phosphatase, Mg2+/Mn2+ dependent, 1H. Gene Ontology annotation, biological process: protein dephosphorylation. The coding region runs from base 583 to 2127 and encodes 514 amino acids. Gene Ontology annotation, molecular function: [pyruvate dehydrogenase (acetyl-transferring)]-phosphatase activity. Gene Ontology annotation, cellular component: mitochondrion. The transcript is spliced from 10 exons. The record is from RefSeq and is a predicted model, not a curated record. NCBI's taxonomy places the organism in Eukaryota, Metazoa, Chordata, Actinopteri, Synbranchiformes, Synbranchidae.